AUGUUAACGACGACGACGACGAUAUCGACGCGUUGUUUUCGAAGAAAAGGAAUAGGCACAACAGGAGGAGGAGGAGUUCUCGAGAGAUGCGCGUCUUGUUGUGUAUUUCUCGACGAGGAUACGAAUACGAACGAUGAUACGAGAGCAGAGAGGAGCGUCUCAUCGUCCUGUUUGGCGUCAUCUGCGUUCCCCGGGGGAUUUCAUCAUCAUCAUCAACAACCGAAAGGAUCCGUAACAACAACGAGAACAACGUUUUUUGAGAGAGCUAAUAAAGGAAAAGAGAGAAGAGAAAGCAGCACAACGUGCAAGAGCAGUUUUAGCGGCGUCGGCCCAUUUUCGUCGCGCGAGAAGCCCUUCAGGGGGUGGUGGUCGAGAGGAUGGUUGUUGCAUCCGUGUUGCAAAGGGUUGACCUUUUCGACCGCCACCGAAAAGGUGCAGGCGGACGGCGACGAUGAUGAGAGGAAACCAGAGCCGCCUUCUUUUAAAGACAUCGACGACUCGCACUUGCCUCCGGACUUAAAACGACGCGCGUUAGUCGCGACCAUGCGACGAUUUCGGCGGAGAAAAGAUGCGAAAGCGGUUCAAGAAACGUUCGAGACGUUGAGGAAACAUCACCGAUAUCCCGGGCGAGGCGCGUAUAACGUUUUGGUGCACUGCGCGGCGGAUAGCGGCGACCCGGAGGCGGCGUUGGAGAUUGUGCAGUCGAUGGUAGCGGAUAAUGUGGUGCCAGACGUGACGACGCACCACGGAAUUUUGUUGGCGUUUUGUAGGAGUGGGAGGGUGAAGGAGGCGUUCGAGUGGUUGCAGAUGCACUGUUUGGGCGUGCCUUCGUCGUCGUUAGGGGAGGAGAGCGGAUGGGACGUGCGUUUGAAAGCGCCCGGGGAGGCGGUGCAAUUGAGCGAGAUUUUCGAUGAACAAGAUGCGGAUGCGGAUUUACCCGACGACGACGAUGGUACCACGGAGGCGGCGCGAACGAUGCAUCAACCGGCACCGCAGACGGCUUUGCCGGUAAAAUUAUUCACCACUUUGUUGAGGUACGCGGCGAAGCACGCGAGUCGAGAGAUUUUCCAAGCCACGGAAGUAUUGAUGUUUCAAAUGAACCAACCAAACUUAACGCCCGGUGCGGACGCGUUGGAAGCAAAGCUGCGUUUGGUAGGGACGUGCGCGAACGGAACCUCUCGCGAAGUCGAGGAAGUUUGGCAGAUGUUUAAAAACGAGCAUAAAUCCAUGUGGGCCCACAGCGAACGCGUUUCGGCGCACUGUAAAAUCGCGAACAGAAAGUUUGCAAAGAAAGGCGGCAAAGAAUCCGCGGCAUCGGCAAAGAGCCUCGAAAUGGCUGAAAAUGCGCUGGAUACUUUGUUAUGGAGGUUAGGCAAACGUGUGUAUUCUGAUUCCGUGCCAACUGCAAAGUUUUCGGAAAGGUACAACGUCAAGUAUCGCACCGGGUGGUCCGGCGCUCGAGGCUUGGCGGCGGCACAGUUUUUAAAACAACGCGACGCGAUGCAAAAGUCGCGCAGAAGAGAUGGCAGUAAAGAUGCUCGAAAUCCGUGGAAAUCGUGGCGUAAAGAAACCGCCAGCGCGAGGCAGCAUCGAGUGAUUGGAGGAGGAACAGGAGGAGGGAGUACCACGACGUACGACGAGGAUAGGAAUAGUUUUAGCACCGAGGACGAGGAUGAUUUCAUGAACCUUGGAGAAGAAAGCGAGGAGAUUGUGCUCGACUUGGCGUCGCAAUACGCCAUUCGCGCGCACGAAAAAGAAGUUCGCGCGGCGUGUAAUGCCGUUUCGACGAUGUUCGCAAACAGAGGGGAUGUGGCGAGAGCGAAAGAGGCGUUUCAGAUGAUGACGGCGAACGAAGUGCGACCAGACGUGUAUUCGUUCACGGCGUUGAUGCGCGCGGAAUUGAACGCGUUCUUAUCCCCUCUAUAUCAUCAUCACUCUCACGACGGACGAAAAGAAGGAGUUAAAGAAGAAGAAGUAGUAGAAGAAGAAGUUAAAGAAGAAGAAGAGAUUACCCGGAAAACAUUCAUCGAAGACGACAUCCACAAGAACGAAGAUGAGGACGAAUUGGAGGAUCGAUUGGAUGCAACUUUCUCGAGAGUAGAAGCAUUGCGAGAGCGAAUGUUGGACGCUGGCAUCGUCCCUGAUGCGGCUUCUUUUGUCACGGAGCUCGUUCUCGCUGGAAAAUUCUACGCUUCCAUGAUGGAACGCGACGGAGCUACUUUACGUUUGGUUCAAGAUCGUCGACGACGCGUGUCCAACAUUUUACUUCGAAUGCAAAGCUUGCACGUCAAAAUGGAUGCUGUUGCGUAUAACGCGUUAAUCGGCGCUUUAUCGAGAAACAACGACGUCGAAUCGGCAUUUAAGGCGUACAAGUCUAUGGCGUCUUCAAACAUCACGCCCGAUGCGGUGACCUUUUUAGAACUCUUCCUCGCGUGCGAGCGACGAGGACGCGAAGUUUCGGACGUCUUGGCGCACUUUCCAUAUCCAAUGCACGGCGAAAAGAGAGAAGACAUGAUGCAGACGGCUUUGAGCGAUAUGAACGACUCCAGCGGCGACCCGUUACUGGUUAAGGCCAGGGAAUACGUGGACGAAGCCGAAAGAGAUAUGGAUUUAUACGGCGUGGCGCACACCUCGGAAUCGUUGACUGCGCUCGCGCUCGCCAGAGGUAAAUUGCGUCAACCGGACAAAGUCGUCGAUCUCUUUGAAAAGCACUUCAAAGCGAGCAGUGAUAUAGCCGACGAUCGAUUUUAUGCGACGUGCGUGCAAAGUUUAUCGAGAAUCGAUCCGAACGAGGCUAUGCGCGUCUUUGACGAAGUCUACGAGAGCACAUCCGACAAGAACAACAACAACAAAAAUCCCAUCCGUCCAAACCUUUACGCGUUAAACGCGUGCGUCGCGGCGUGCGCCGAACUCCGCCAAAUCUCCGAAGCUCGCAAACGCGUCUCCCAAUUCGUCAAAAACAACCCGGCGACGCCGCUGUCCUCGGACACGUUGGACGCUCUCUUCAAAUGCGCCGCCGCUUCCGGCGCGUUCGCCGCGCAAGCGCCCGUCAUCGUCAAAGAACUCGUCAACCAACUCGGCGUCGUCCCGUCCAAAAAAAUCUUCCGUCAACUCUACGAAGGCAUCGGUCUCGCGCACGAAAACGACCGCAACGUCUCGAAAACUUUAGCGAGAGAUAUCUUUGGCGACAGCCGCGCGAAGAGAUACGAAGAGGAACUCAAAAUGAAAAGUAGUAGUAGUAGUAGUGCGAAGAGCGACGUUUUCGACGACGACGAAGAAAAAGCAGAGAAGAAUAACAACAGUUAUCAUUACGACGAAGGGGAAUUCUUCGAUGAAGACGACGACGAUGAAUUUUAA
Molecule: messenger RNA, 3357 nt
Organism: Bathycoccus prasinos
Lineage: Eukaryota; Viridiplantae; Chlorophyta; Mamiellophyceae; Mamiellales; Bathycoccaceae
Exons: 1
Coding region: 1-3357 (1118 amino acids)
Molecular function (GO): protein binding
Source: RefSeq, a predicted model, not a curated record